AUGCCUGUGUUUUCAUCGUUGGCAGCGUUCUUCAAGCGCCACAAGCGCAAGAUCAUUGUGGCAGCGUCGGUGGCCAUCUCGACGUACUUCCUCGUCAACGAAUUGGUGAUCAAAAAGUUCCGCAACUUCCAGAAUUCGCUCAAACAGGAACUCAUCUUCAAACAGCAGAUCAAGCAGCGGUUCAUUCAGACACAGCAGGACUGUUACUACACGAUUUUAGCGUUGCUUCCCGUGCUUACAACGCCCGUGUCCGACUAUUUGCCCACCGAGGUAAUCACCCAGGCGCUUAAGGUCAAGAAGCAGCCGCUGGUAAGCAACGCCACCGCUGCGCUGUCUACCGCGGCCAGCUUGACCCAGGACAACUUGCAAUUGCUUGACAAAGCCGACACCAAGUUGCAACCCUACGUCAACAUGCUGAAGGCCGAAUUGUGGCAAAAGCUUAAGAUCAAGACCAUCACUCGCACUCUCACCCUUGCUUAUCUGAUCACGGCGCUCCUUUUGCUUACGAGACUUCAGCUUAACAUUUUAGCCCGACGCCUGUAUUUGGAAGCCGCCAUCCAAAUGGCGGGGGUGAAGCCGCUGCAACCGCCUCAAGGCGACAACCAAGACACUUACGUCACCGAACAAGCAUACUUGCUGUUGUCAUGGUGGUUGUUGAACAAGGGCUGGAAGCAGAUUGCCAAUACUAUUGAACCGUUGGUGGAGGCGAGGUUUGAAGCGAUUAAGCCCAAGCUGGAAUUGGCUAUUGGCGAGUUCCUGCGAUUGUUACUGGAAGUCAUCGAUGACAUCCCCGCCACCGACAUGACGCAACUGCUUUUUCCCACUGCCUACGAUGACUUAAUGGAAACGUUGGCCAACACCAACCCUCAAAUGAUCGACCAGUUGGACCGGCCCGACCUGGGCUUUGUCAAGCUCAUCAACGAGACGACCCUGAUCAUUCUGGACAACGUGUACUGCCUCGGCUUGUUUAAGCUGUUGAUCCACCACAUGUUGGCCACUCUCCAGUACAAUUUGCAAGUGAACUUGGGUGAAGGCGCCAUGGGACACUCGAGUCUCUUGAUGCUGCUGGCGGAAGAUGCGCCGCCUCCCUUGUUUGGCAACGACGACAAAAAGUUCAAGUUGGCGACGUUCUUGGCCCAAUUGUCGGUGCAACUGGGCGUGAUGGCGGACAACAAUAACAUAGUCCACCAGCAGGAGUUGGAAAACGACGACCAGCUCGAAGGGUUCAUUGCCAGCUUAGCCCAGGGCCAAGCCCAAGAUCAAGAAUUGACGGGUAACAUCUACGUCAACACAUUAAACGACUCCGAAGAAUUAGACGACUUUAGCGCCGGUAUCUACUCUAACUUUGAGUAA
Molecule: messenger RNA, 1353 nt
Organism: Diutina rugosa
Lineage: Eukaryota; Fungi; Ascomycota; Pichiomycetes; Serinales; Debaryomycetaceae
Gene: PEX3
Product: Pex3p
Exons: 1
Coding region: 1-1353 (450 amino acids)
Biological process (GO): protein import into peroxisome membrane
Cellular component (GO): peroxisomal membrane
Molecular function (GO): protein-macromolecule adaptor activity
Source: RefSeq, a predicted model, not a curated record